Penicillium macrosclerotiorum is the source of this 1020-nucleotide messenger RNA. RefSeq names its product NAD(P)-binding protein. The coding region runs from base 1 to 1020 and encodes 339 amino acids. The transcript is spliced from 5 exons. The record is from RefSeq and is a predicted model, not a curated record. NCBI's taxonomy places the organism in Eukaryota, Fungi, Ascomycota, Eurotiomycetes, Eurotiales, Aspergillaceae.
AUGGUCAAAAUCGCGGUUGCGGGUGGCUCUGGAAAUAUUGGGCAGGAAAUCAUCGAUGCACUUAUUGCUACCCAGAAACACGAAAUCUUACUUCUAUCGCGAAAGGUAUACUGCUUGCUUGCUUCUCAAUCGCGAUUUUUGGGUAGCCAAGUUGACCGUUUCUCAAAGGAUGCCCCAUCUGAGGAUGUUUUGAACCGAGUGAGAUGGGUCAAGGUUGACUAUAACGAUCCAAAGCAGCUGGCCCAAGUUUUACAGGGAGUGCACACUUUGCUGUCAUUCACAAUCCUGCAGGAAGAUCCUUUGAGUCCAGUGCAGAAAAACCUUAUCGAUGCAGCAGUUCAAGCAGGCGUAAAACGCUUUGCACCAAGCGAAUGGGGCUCGUCCAAUCUGGAGCACUUGAGCUGGUACGCUUAUAAGGGAGAAACUCGCAGGUAUCUCGAGGAGUUGAAUAAGGACAAGAAAGUGCUUGAGUACACACUUUUCCAGCCUGGUUUUAUGAUGAACUAUUUGACUCGGCCUCACAAGUCAUCCAAGCACCUUCAGCAGAUAGAUACUCCAUGGGACCUCUAUAAUCGCCGGUUCAUCGUAAUGGAUGGCAGUGAUGAUCACAUUAUCACUCUCACUACGGUUCAGGAUCUCGCCAAUGUAGUUGCCCGCGCGAUUGAUUUUGAAGGCGAGUGGCCUGUCGUUGGUGGCAUCAAGGGCACAGACAUCAGCAUGGGGCAGUUCGCUAGACUUGCUGAGAGCGUCCGCGGUGGUACUCCCUUCAAAAUUGAGAGGCUGAAGAAGAAUGAUCUUCUGAGUGGAGAAUGGAAGACUUCGUGGCUUCCUAAGGUUGAGCACCCCUCUAUUCCAUCCGGUCAGCUUGACAUGAUGUCGAGAGUCAUUGUCUCUGGUCUUGUGCUUGGUAUUUCAGCCAAAGAUUUCGUUGUUUCAGAUGAAUGGAACCAGCUGCUGCCAGACUACAAGUUCACCCAAGCUGAGGACUUCUUGGCGGAGGCAUGGCAGGGUAAACCUUAG